UGGCGGAGAGAAGCUAAACCUAUACGAAGAGUGGAGAGUUGCGCGCAGAAAGGCGUGUUGCCGGCGUGCUAAGACUACGAAGCUCAACACUGUGAUAAUUCGAGGUGUUUUGAGAGCAUGGCGCUACUUACUGCUGUGUGUCGUUCGGAGGAAUACGAGUUUCAGAGGCGUCAAUUGGAACUAGUCGUGGACGACACAUUGACAAUGGUAAUUCAGUUCCACGAGAGUUGCCAUGGCUGCAAGAACCUAUGCGGUGUCAAACACAAGGACCAAGAGUGGUUCAUACAGCGUUUCACAGUUCUGUCCAAAGAUGAGCUGGCCGUUGCCAUGAUGGUCACCAGGAAGGAGAUAUUUCAGCUUCUUGCUCAGACGGUCCCCUGUGUGGGCUGUCGGCGCAGUGUGGAGAAGAUGUUUAAUCAGUUAACAGAAUCCGGGCACCCUGCUGUAGAACCGCUGGUAAUCACCCCAUCAGGGGUCCUCUCUGUCAACCACAACUACCUGUUUGACCCCAGGGCCAUGUAUGCAUUAUUCCACAUCCAUGGGGCUAGGUCAUCUGACGUUAUGGAAUCCAUACCAAAGAGCAAGAAAAAUAAGAGAUGUAACCUGCAUUCGCUGGAUACUCAUAAAACCAAAACUUUGGGGGGCUGGCUGGAAAUUUGGGAAGUGAUGUCUACAGAGUGCCAGGAAGAAGUGGUACUCAUAGAUGCUGACAGUCUCCUGGAUACCUUAGAAUCCUACCUCAGAAAACACAGAUUUUGUUCCGAAUGCAAGUCUAAGGUGAUGAGGGCGUACAGCAUCCUGGUGGGUGACCUGGAUCAUACCACAGAGAAGGGCUACUGCCCGGCGCUGUACGAGGGCCUCCGCUACUGCCCCCAGGAGAGGCAUAUCCACCUUCUUUGUGAUACAGACUUCAUCUCUAACCUCAUCACUAGAGCAGAACCUGAAUUGGCUGGCAGUCGGCGUGACCGCCACGCGAAGACCCUGGACAUUGCCCAGGAGGAGGUGCUGACAUGCCUGGGUGUCCACAUUCAUGAACGUCUGCAUAAGAUCGGACAGAAACUGAAAGCAGAGGAACAGUCUUGGCAGAUUCUCUUCUACCUAGGCGUUGAUGCUCUUAAGAAAAAUUAUGAGCUGGCCCUGGAGCAGAAACAGGGUGUGUCUAACCUGGAGCUGAUGUGUGAGGAGCUGUUGGAAGAAGAGAGAGCCAAGGAGCUGAAGAGGGAACAGAAACGACAAAAACGGAAGAAGAAACGAGCCAAACAAACACCGUCCGAACUGGAAACCUGCAUAGAAAACUAUCAAGCCUGUUUGUGUGUCAGUACUGAGAGGAAGAUCCUAACUCCAACAACGAAGGUGGCAUCGGCACAGAGCUGUGGUUACGUGCGGGGCAAGGUGCUGGGGAAGGGGGUAGGGCUCUUACUGAGUGGGAGCAGCGACGCCGGGUACUCGUCAGGCGCAGAGGGCUGCGACAGCUGCAGUAUGCCCAGCUCUAACGACGGGUCCGAAGUGGCGUGCUCAGAUGAGAUAUGUUGUCAUGAUCAAGACGAUGGUGAGGACAGUUGUUGUAGUCGUGAGAGCCUGAUAUCUGUCUGUGGACAGUGUACAGCCGACUGUAGGAGAUCAGUGACGGUCCACAACCAAAGACGAACACCGUCCUCCAGAAGUAUGAACGGAAAGUGGAAGGAGCCUGGGUCCCCCGAGGUGUGUAAUGGGCGUGUCCCUCCUGACCCCCCCAGCAUGACACUAAGUCUACAGGAUAUGCUAGAGCAAUCUUGUUCAUCGGAAGACGAUGACUUCUAUCGGAAGGAGGACAUACAGACCUUCAAAGCAAACCAGUCGCAGGUGCUUCAGCAAAGACAGGAGCUACGAGAGACAUUACGACAACGCUUUGACAGCAUGCAGCAGCGCAUUACAGACCGCACCCCACUGAGCGCUCAUCGGAUGGACUUGGACAAGCUGGCAGAGCACCUCCUCAAUCUGUGACACACCCCCUUCACUCUCAGACACACCCCUUUACUCCGCCUACCUCAGCCGGCAUUUCCAUGGCUGUUAUAUUUUGACUGGCAAUCGCCACUGGGAUAGCUAUUCU
This is a messenger RNA of Liolophura sinensis, 2089 nucleotides long. RefSeq names its product gametogenetin-binding protein 2-like. Gene Ontology annotation, cellular component: cytoplasm; nucleus. NCBI's taxonomy places the organism in Eukaryota, Metazoa, Mollusca, Polyplacophora, Chitonida, Chitonidae. The record is from RefSeq and is a predicted model, not a curated record.